AUGACACGUCCUCUCGCUAGCAGUGUAUUAAUGCAAUGUCUCCCAGGUGAGCUCACCCCUUCUUCACCCUUCUCGUGUUUACUCGAAUCGAGGAUCUGCUCGUUGCUUUCCCCUCUCUUUAUGCUGUUCUUACUGUGGUUAAUGCCCACUAAGGUGAGUGUAUGCGAGGAAGUGCCGUUGACUCUGGUGGAGGAAAUGUUGCGUCCGACUGUGCUGUAUGGUGUUCUGCCGCGUAUUGUGCAUUUUUAUUUUUAUUUAUUGUUCCCUCAUUCAUUUGUGUUGUGGGUGCUGAGCACCAAUUUUUCGCACCCACCAAACAGCGAUGUCAGGGCCACUUCAUGUUGA
Messenger RNA from Trypanosoma brucei brucei TREU927, 345 nucleotides. RefSeq lists its product as hypothetical. The record is from RefSeq and is a predicted model, not a curated record. Bases 1 to 345 code for a protein of 114 amino acids. NCBI's taxonomy places the organism in Eukaryota, Euglenozoa, Kinetoplastea, Trypanosomatida, Trypanosomatidae. The transcript has a single exon.